Anolis sagrei ordinatus is the source of this 2813-nucleotide messenger RNA. It is a transcript of the gene RNF19B, whose product is annotated as ring finger protein 19B. NCBI's taxonomy places the organism in Eukaryota, Metazoa, Chordata, Lepidosauria, Squamata, Anolidae. Gene Ontology annotation, molecular function: ubiquitin protein ligase activity; ubiquitin conjugating enzyme binding; zinc ion binding. The record is from RefSeq and is a predicted model, not a curated record. Gene Ontology annotation, biological process: protein polyubiquitination; positive regulation of proteasomal ubiquitin-dependent protein catabolic process; ubiquitin-dependent protein catabolic process. Gene Ontology annotation, cellular component: ubiquitin ligase complex; cytoplasm; cytolytic granule.
CCGCCUCCCCCCUUCUUCUCCUCAGAGGCGGCGCAGAGCCGGGGCGGGAGAGGCGGCUCCUCUUCUUUCUCCUGGCGGGCGAUGGGUUCGGAGAAGGACUCGGAGUCUCCGCGCUCGAGCUCCCUCCCCGCCGCCGCUCCCCCUCCGCCGCCCCCUUCCCCUCAGCCGGCCAAAUGCCCCGGAAGCGGCGGAGGCGGGAGCGCCAGGCGCCGCCGCCGCCUCCGCCUCCUCAGCUUCCAGAGCGUCUUCUCGGCCGCCGCCUCCGCCGCCUCGUCGGGGCCUGGAGUCCGGCGGAGGAAGAAGGCCAAGGCCAGGCCGGAGGAAGAGGUCGAGGAGAAGGCGGCUGAGGAAGGCCCACCGCCACCGCCGCCAGGGCCGCCGCCUGCCCCGGAAGAAGAGGCCUCCGCCGCUGCCGCCUUGGCCUGCGAGGCCCCUGAGGAAGCGGAGGAAGAGGAAGAGGAGGGGGGGAAUGGCAGUGGCGAGGGCCAUGGCAGCGCCCCUCCGUCGUCGCCGCCGCCUCCCUCGGAGCUGGAGUGCCCCUUGUGCCUGGUGCGGCAGCCCUCGGGGAACGCGCCGCGCCUGCUCUCCUGCCCGCACCGCUCCUGCCGCGCCUGCCUCCGCCAGUACCUCCGCAUCGAGAUCACCGAGUCGCGCGUCCACAUCAGCUGCCCCGAGUGCGCCGAGCGCCUCGACCCCGCCGACAUCCGGCGCCUCCUGAGGGACUCCCCGCAGCUGGUGGCCAAGUACGAGGAGUUCCUCCUCCGCCGGUGCCUCGCCUCCGACCCCGACUGCCGGUGGUGCCCGGCCCCCGACUGCGGGUAUGCUGUUAUUGCCUAUGGAUGUGCCAGCUGCCCUAAAUUGACGUGUGAGAGAGAAGGGUGCCAGACUGAGUUUUGCUAUCAUUGCAAACAAAUAUGGCACCCAAACCAAACGUGCGACAUGGCCCGCCAACAAAGAGCACAAACUCUGCGGGUGCGAACAAAGCACACCUCAGGCCUCAGUUAUGGACAAGAAUCCGGCCCAGCAGAUGACAUUAAGCCAUGUCCACGUUGCAGUGCCUAUAUCAUCAAAAUGAAUGACGGCAGCUGUAAUCAUAUGACUUGUGCAGUGUGUGGCUGCGAGUUCUGCUGGUUAUGUAUGAAGGAAAUCUCUGACUUGCAUUACCUCAGUCCUUCUGGUUGCACUUUCUGGGGCAAGAAGCCAUGGAGUCGUAAAAAGAAGAUUCUCUGGCAGCUUGGGACGUUGAUUGGUGCCCCAGUGGGCAUUUCCCUCAUUGCUGGUAUUGCAAUUCCAGCCAUGGUCAUUGGCAUCCCUGUUUAUGUUGGGAGAAAGAUUCACAGCCGGUAUGAGGGAAAGAAGACCUCCAAGCACAAGAGGAACCUGGCGAUCACUGGGGGCGUGACCUUGUCUGUGAUUGCGUCGCCUGUUAUUGCUGCCGUCAGCGUAGGUAUCGGAGUCCCUAUUAUGUUGGCCUAUGUCUAUGGAGUUGUGCCGAUUUCUUUAUGCCGGGGUGGCGGUUGUGGAGUUAGCACAGCCAAUGGAAAAGGAGUUAAAAUUGAGUUUGAUGAAGAUGAUGGGCCAAUUACAGUGGCAGAUGCGUGGAGAGCCCUGAAGAAUCCCAGCAUUGGAGAGAGCAGCAUCGAAGGCCUCACUAGUGUCUUGAGCACCAGUGGGAGUCCCACGGAUGGACUCAGUGUGAUGCAGGGCAACUACAGUGAAACAGCCAGCUUUGCAGCCCUCUCAGGAGGCACUUUGAGCGGCGGAGUGCUUUUGGGCGGGAAAGGAAAGUACAGCAGACUGGAAGUGCAAGCAGAUGUGCAGAAAGAGAUCUUCCCUAAGGACUCGGUCAGCCUGGGAGCCAUCAGUGACAAUGCAAGCACACGAGCCAUGGCUGGCUCCAUCAUUAGCUCGUACAACCCCCAGGACAGAGAGUGUAACAACAUGGAGAUCCAGGUGGACAUUGAGACCAAGCCGAGCCACUACCAGCUUGCAAGUGGAAGCAGUACGGAGGACUCACUCCACGUUCAGCCCCAGAUGGCGGAGAAUGAAGAAGAGGAGGAAGAGGAAGGUGAGGAGGACCAGGAGCCGCUAUGCCACCACCAAAGCUGUGAGCCGAAGGACUGCGCGACCAGCCAAACCUGGGACAUCACGCUGGCACAGCCGGAGAGCAUCCGGAGUGACCUGGAGAGCUCUGACAGCCAGUCGGACGACGUGCCAGACCUUACCUCGGACGAAUGUGACUCCCCCUACCCUCAGACCGCCGCCUGCCUGCCUGCCCCCUGCCCCAGAGGUGCUGAGAGCCCAAGUGCCCACAUCAGCCAGUGCGCCCAAGCUGAGGGCCACCGGCCGGAGGAGAUCAUCUCUACUCUGGAGUGCAUCGAGGCCCGAGUAUGAGGCUGCACUGGCAGCUACCUCUGGAGAAAGAAAGGAAGGAAGGAAGAAGCACACUGAUUGUUACACCCUCCAUGAUGGGGGGCCCAACCAGGGGAGUGAAGGGUGGGGUGGGGGGGUCAGAGUUUGCGGCAGCAGCGUUGGAUGUGUCCCUCUUGGCUUUUGUUUGUUUCCAUUUCCCCCAAAUGCUGUCCUGACCGGACUGGGGCAGGGCAGGGGGAGGGGACGUCAUUUCUCCCAUGAAGAUAACGGGCCCUUGGUCUCUCUUUUUGUUCUUUUUAAUUUAUUGGUUCAAGCGCUUGGUGAUGCUCUGUGAGUUGUGUGUAAGAGUGUACAUAAAAUGUGUGCGUGUACCAUCGUAUGUCUGCCAAACAUACGCCUAAGGGAACGCCUUUAAAAAUAAAGAUUUCUCUUGGCAUUCA